Molecule: messenger RNA, 2586 nt
Organism: Eimeria tenella
Lineage: Eukaryota; Apicomplexa; Conoidasida; Eucoccidiorida; Eimeriidae
Product: DNA ligase, putative
Exons: 14
Coding region: 1-2586 (861 amino acids)
Biological process (GO): double-strand break repair via nonhomologous end joining; DNA recombination; nucleotide-excision repair, DNA gap filling
Cellular component (GO): DNA ligase IV complex
Molecular function (GO): DNA ligase (ATP) activity; DNA binding; ATP binding
Source: RefSeq, a predicted model, not a curated record
AUGGCUCUGUCGCCUUCACUCAUAACCAAUGCUGACUCUCUCCCCUUCUCUGAGGUCUGCGCGGCCGUCAAAAGGCUCGGCGACCCUUUGGCCUCCAACGCAGACAAAACUGAAUUCGCUCUGGGGCUUUUGAGCCGCUUCAGCGCCGACUGCGAUUUGUUUCCUUUCUUGCGGCUGCUACUGCCGCACCGAUUUCGCUGCUGCAGCAGUACAAAGACCCAGCAGCAGCAGCAGCAAUCCGGCGACGUGAACCGGGGGCUGGACGCGUUGCACAGCUGCGGGUCUGCUGCUGAGCGAAACCACCAUUUGGGGUUUCUCGCGAGACAACUGGGGGCUGAAGAAAAUGGAGUUUUAAUUCAAAUAAUAAACAAAACCCUAAAACUCAAAGGAGGCGGAGAGCUGCUGCUGCUGCUGCUCGACCCAGACGCCCACGCCCUCCUCAACAGGCUCUCCGACCUCAAGGCGGUGCUGGAUGAGAUAGCAGCAAAAAAGAAAAGAGAGACUGGCUCAGUGAUCCGACUCUCCCAGGACCCACACAGCAGCAGCAGCAGCAGCAACAGCGAGAGCAGCAGCAGCAGCAGCAGCAGCAAGGAAGAUGCGCUGCUGUUUAAGCCCCUGCGGCCGAUGCUGGCCGCUGUGACUCAGCUGGAAGAUCUGGAGGGACUAUUCAAGCGACGCGAAGCCGGGGGCACCGACUACACCCAAAGAUACGGAUACACCUCAAGACACCACCGCCAGCAGCAGCAGCAGCAACAGCAGCAGCAACAGCAGCAGCAGCAGCAGCAGCAGCAGCAGCCUCCUGAGGACCUGUGCGUGCUGCUGCUGCAGCAGUUCAGAGGCCACAGCUGCAUUUUAGAUGGAGAGAUUUUUGCUGCUGACAGCAGCAGCAAAAAGCCCUUGCCCUUCAAAAGCAUCAAGCGAGUUGCUGCAGCUGAGACUGCGCAGCAGUUUCUGGUGUAUGUGGUCUUCGACAUUUUGUCUUACAGCAGCAGCGACGGCGUUGAGGUGUACAGACAGCCCCUUCUGAACAUGCGCUUGGAAGACCGCAAGCGUCUGCUGCGCGAAGUGCUUCUACCCAACCCGCCUCGACUGCAAAUAUGCGAGUUCAUGGUUGCUGAAAACUCUACACAGAUUAGAAAAAUGCUGCAGCAAGAGUGCAGCAAAGGCAGCGAAGGACUUGUCCUCAAAGAGCCGCUCUCCUUCUAUAGACUCGACUCGCGGGUGGACGUAACGUGGCCCGUGCAUGUGAGUUGGGUGGUCUCUUUAAUUGCUGCUGAAUUUAUUGUCUCCAACGAAUUUGAUAUUCCCUUUACCUUCCGCUUCCCGCGGCUGCUGGAGGCCCCGCGCAGAGACAAGACUCCGCGGGAGGCCACCACGCUGCAGCAGCUGCUGCAGCUGCAGCAGCAGCAGCAGCAGAAGCAGCAGCAGCAGCAGCUACCGGGCUUGUCUGCUGGAACCGACUCGCUGUCCCCACGGGGCGCCGAUUCCCCUGAGGACCUCUUGGAGGAGCCGCAGGAGCAGCAGCGGCAGCAGCAGCAGCGGCAGCAGCAGCAGCAGCAGCAGCAGCUCAGAGCUCAGGAUACGAGCAGCUUCAACACUUCGGGAACAGUGGAGACAGCCGCGUCAGCAGCAGCUCUGGCUGCAGCAGAAGCAGCAAGGACUCCAACCAGGAGGGUUCUCCACGCUGCAGGGGGAGCUGCAGGGGGAGCUGCUGCUGCUGCUGCUGCAGCAGCAGGCACGCCACGCAGUGAAUCGAGCACCGGUCUGAACAAGGGAGCAGCAGCAGCAACACCAGCAGCAGCAACACCAGCAGAAGCAACACCAGCAGCAACAACACCAGCAGCAGCAGCAACAGCAGCAGGAUCUGAAGGGAAAGAUGAUAUAAAGGAGACACUAGAGCUGCUGCUCGCUGCUGCUGCGGAAAUUGAUGAAAGCGCAGCAACGUUGUUCAGCCUCUACAACACUAACUACUACUUUGAAGAUAAGCAAGCAGCAGCAGCAGCAGCAACAGCAGCAGCAGCAGCACCGGCACCAGCAGGAGCAGGAGCAGCUGGAGCAGCGGCAGCAGCAGCAGCAGCAGCAGCAGCAGAAGACACUGAAUUGAUGUCCGAUACAUCCUGCCAGGCGCUUGGAGAAUGGCCUGCUCCUGCAGCUGCUGCUGCCGCUGCUGCUGCAGCAGCUGCAGCACCAGUGCUGCAGCGACGUGCCACAAAAGCUCUCUAUACUUUUCUGGGAGGCUGUCCUGCUCUCUCCCCUGCUGCUGCAACGCACAUAGUAACUUCGGGGGCCCCCGUGUCUGGCCCUGCUGUUGGGGUGACCCCGGGGGCCCCCAAGAAGGGGCCCCUCGGUGGCCCCAACAGCAGCAAGCAGCAGCAGCAGAGCACAGCCGAGACUGCUGCUGCACCUGUUCUCUCUUGGGAAGCUGUGGAAGAGAAGGUCCACGCAGUUCAAGCAGCAGCAGCAACAGCUGCUGCUGCUGUUACUGCAGCUGCUGCUGCAUUCACCACGCAUACUAGCAGCUCCGCUGCUGCAGUCUCAGCUGCAGCAGCUGCCGCUCCUGCUGCUGCGCUCGAAACUCUUCCUUAG